AUGGUAGAGAGUAGAUGUGGUCAUCUGGAUGGGACUGGUGACUACAGCCUUGUGGAGGAGCCGAGGACAAUAGUGCUAGCUCUGGACUAUGAUCCUGUACAAAACAAAGUGUACUUUGCCAGUACGGUACUGAGGCAGAUUGACCGGGCUGAUUUGGACUGCGGGUCCUGGGAAGUUCUGCUCACUGAGGGGUUGGACUCACCAAAGGGCCUGGCUGUGGACUGUGUCAACUGCAAGCUCUACUGGACUGACUGAGGCCUCUCAACUUUAGAUCGCAGCACUUUCGAUGGCAUCAACAUAGAGAACGUUAUUAGCAAUGGGAUACAGAAACCAAGGGGAAUUGCCGUUCAUCCUUUAGCCAAGACGUUGUUCUGAACCGAUAUGGGUACCAGGCCUGUGGUGCAGAGUGCGUCUUUGGAAGGAAGUGACCAUUUGGUCAUCGCUGGUGCUGACUUGUUGUCCCCUAGUGGUCUGACCAUUGACUUCACUGAAGACAGGCUGCACUGAUGUGAUAGCAAGAGUGGUGUAAUGGAGACGGCAUCCCUGUAUGGCUCCAACCGACGAGUCCUGACAGAGAACAAUAGUAUAACAACUACGUCCUUGUUUGUGACCACCAGUAGCCAUAUUGACAACACCAGCCAGUGGCUGAACACCAACACAGUGGAGAGCUGCCCCUCAUCUCAUGAUACUUACUGUCUCUAUGAGGGAGUCUGCUUUUACUUCGCAGAGAUAGAGUCCUACACCUGCAACCAAGUCCCCCUAUCUACCUCCUUCUGUGUCUCUGGCUACAUGUGCGAGCGCUGUCAGUUCAGUUAUCAAGAGUGGUGGGAGCUGCAGCAGGCCAAACAGGAGAAGAGGAGGAACAUGGCCAUCGCCCUGGGCAUGCUGGUCCUCAUUCCACUACUCUCCAUCACUGCCUGCGUCAACUACUGCUACAGAUGCGAGGGGAAUGGGGGGGCGGGAGGCUGGAGGAACGGGGUGAGAGGGGAACGAGGACUCAAGGGAAGGAACGAGUGCUCCUGUGGAUCAGCUACCAUGGAGACCAACAAGAAGGGGGCCAACCACCUCAAGUCCAUCGACAACCUCAUCUUCCUGGAUGACCCUCAGCCCGCCCCCACCGUGACACAGCCCCCAAACCCACCAAACGAGAACCAAAGAACACACUCUGGAACCUGGAGAUUGCUAGCAUGGAAUCAAAACUGA
Messenger RNA from Salvelinus namaycush (lake trout), 1203 nucleotides. It is a transcript of the gene egf, whose product is annotated as epidermal growth factor. The transcript has 7 exons. The record is from RefSeq and is a predicted model, not a curated record. NCBI's taxonomy places the organism in Eukaryota, Metazoa, Chordata, Actinopteri, Salmoniformes, Salmonidae.